Molecule: messenger RNA, 945 nt
Organism: Elephantulus edwardii (Cape elephant shrew)
Lineage: Eukaryota; Metazoa; Chordata; Mammalia; Macroscelidea; Macroscelididae
Product: taste receptor type 2 member 134-like
Exons: 1
Coding region: 1-945 (314 amino acids)
Biological process (GO): sensory perception of taste; G protein-coupled receptor signaling pathway; detection of chemical stimulus involved in sensory perception of bitter taste
Cellular component (GO): membrane
Molecular function (GO): G protein-coupled receptor activity; bitter taste receptor activity
Source: RefSeq, a predicted model, not a curated record
AUGCCCUCUCUGCUCACAAGUCUCUUCAUGGCGGCCUUCUUCCUGGAGUCCUUGGCCGCUAUACUCCAGAAUGGCUUCAUGGUGGCCGUGCUGGGCCAUGGGUGGCUGCGGGGCCGGGUGAUGCCUGCAGGGGACAUGAUUGUGACCUGCCUGGCAGCCUGCCGUCUUGGCCUACACAGCACAGCUGUCAUGAACAACCUCCUGGUCAUCUUCCAAUUGUACCACAGAGAGUACUUCUUUGGCAUCCUCUGGGACUUCAGCAACACGCUCACCUUCUGGCUGACCGCCUGGCUCUCCAGCUUCUACUGUGUGAAGAUUGCCUCCUUCUCCCACCCCACCUUCCUCUGGGUGCGGUGGAGGCUUUCGCGCUCGGUGCCCAGGCUUCUGCUGGGCUCCUUGGCCGUGUCAGUCCUGACCAGCAUCUCUAUGGCCAUUGGGAAUAAGAUCCAGGUGGGCACCUCCCAGGAGCCUCACUCUAACGGCAGCUGGGUCGCCAGCGCGUGGACCUUCCGUUGGGCCUUCUCUCUGCUCCGUGUGCUGCUGAGCCUCUCAGUGCCCUUCCUGCUCUUCCUCACGUCCACUGCUCUUCUCAUCUUCUCUCUGCGUCGGCACCUGGGCCAGAUGCGGGCUGGCCAGCACGGGUCCUGGGACCUCAGCACCCAGGCUCACACUGUGGCCCUCAAGUCUCUCUUCUUCUUCCUUGUCUUCUACUCAUUGUACUACGUGUCCUUGAUUGUGGUGAUAACGAUCACGCCUUUGCAGGCCCACAAGUACUGGCUCAGCCAAGUGGUGACCUACGCUGGCAUCUCUCUGCACUCCACCAUCCUACUGCUCAGCAGUCCCAGGUUCAAGAGGAUCCUGAAGAGAGGGGCCACACGCUGUGGGGGCCUGGACAGGGGACCGGUCUCUCCCCGGGGCUCAGACCAGAAGCCAGUGCCAGACUGA